AGAAUUUUGUCAAAACUGUUGCACGUUCAUGUUCGAUUCAAGUUGAUUAUAUUGGAAAAGAAUAGACACUUCUUGUUAUUUGUCGUGAAUUACGCAACAAUUGUUCCUAACCUACGUUCAUUGCAUAGCUAUUUCAUAAUCAAGCUCUCGAAGCCGGCCAUUUUUUUGAGUUGUUUUUUCGUCAACCCCAAAGAGCCAUCCGAAUAGGAGAAAAGUGAAGAGGAUACCGAAUAAAUCGCUGAACAAUUUCCACCGACAUCAAUCAGAAUGUCUUUGCUGAAAUACAGCAACCGAGCUCUGAAUCCGGCCAUCAAUACCUUAUAUUUAGAUGGUGUAACCGCUGACGUACGUUUUAUAUUCAAAACCAAAAACGAUCAAUUCGACACUGUUCCAGCUCACAAACCAUUGUUGAUGGCGGUGAGCAAGGUGUUCCGUGCAAUGUUCAAUGGUUCAUGGAAAGAAAAAGACUGUGUGCAAAUUGUUGAUACAACAGCGGUUGCUUUCAAAGAUUUUUUGCAAUUUUUCUACUUCACGGAAGUAGCAGUGAAAAUGUCAACCGUGGCCGCCGUCAUGAAUCUGGGUCAAAAGUACUUUGUUGCUGAUUGUGUUUCAGCUUGCAGCCGAUUUUUGUCCGACAAUCUGACCAACGACAAUGCGUGUUGGGUGUAUGCUCUGGCGGUGAUCUGUAAUCGGGACGAACUGAAGAAGUUGUGCGAAGUGACGAUCGGCAUCAACACAUCGACGGUGCUGAAAACGAGCAGUUUCAUCAGAAGUGAUCAGAAGAUCAUGGCUCGUAUUUUGAAGUUGGAUUCGUUGACCUGUGUUGAAACUGAGCUGUUCGAAGCUGCAUUGGCAUGGGUCAAGGCAACGGCCAAACAGGAUCAACUGAACAGCGAUGUAAUAUUGGCUCAUCUUGGCGACUCAUUCUACGAUAUUCGAUAUGAAUUGAUGCCAAUGCAAGAGUUCACCACCAUUUUUUCGUCAUACGAAACCUUAUUCACGGCUGAUCAGCGCAGAAGCAUCAUCCAAUCGAUUGCAUCGAAAGAAUUCGAAACAAAGACAGAAGUGAACAUCGGUCGUGAAUCUGCCUGGUACAAAUUACCGUUCAUAAUUUGCGAACGCAACUCAAACAUCUCGAACCAGCCGUACGAAAUCGCUGACAUGGAAGUGGAAACAUUCUCAACCAACAAACCAUUGCUGUUGCGUGGUAUCAUUUGUGCCGAAAUUUAUUAUUUCGACGAUUAUUUCAGCCCAAUCAUGGAUGAUAUUCCCGGUCAAAUAAAAAUCUUCGAAUUCCGUGCCACCACAAAUGAUGCCAAGGUUGGGCUACGCACUAUCUAUGAAGACGAUGACAUUGAACUGGAAUACGAUGACAAUGAAUACAAUUUGUGGCUCAACAAACCAGUCAUCAUUAAGCCCGGUAAAAAGUAUCAAAUUCAGUUGACGCUUGAUAUGGAAGACGAAUUCAGCACAAAUAUCAAAAUGAAGGGACAUCAGGUGGCUUCGAAUGGAUUCGUCAUUACUUUUCAUACGGCACAAGAACGUGGUCUCAUUUCUGGACUCAAAUUCAAUCCGUAUUGAUUGAGAUCCAUCUGGACUCAUCUUCAACCCGAAGCUCGUUAGCAUGGGCAUAUUGAGGUGACUUUAGUCUCAAUUCAACAAACGAAAGGAUUUUAAACAGACCAAUUCGACUCAUAUUGAUCGACAGAAUUAGCGAUUGAUCCUUUUUUAAUCCACAAAAAAAAUAGAAAAAUCAAAAGAAGAAAAAAAUGAUUUAGAAUAAGAACAAAAAAUUGAACUCAGAAAUGAUUGGCAAACAAAUAUCUCCGUUUAAGACGAAAAAUUAUUGAACUUUUUUUUUUCAUUUUUGACAUAGAAUUAAUGUAUUGGUCUCUCUUAGCUCUUCAUUUUUGAGAAAAAGAAUAUUUUAUUCUGAAGAAAAAAAAAACACAUUUCUUCUAAAGAAGUUCUUUGAAGAAGCUAAUCAGCCAGUGUGACUGUACUCAUCCAAUGGAAAACAAAGUUACAUUAUUUCAUUCCAUAAAUCAUCAAUUUUACAUCAUUUGACGUAGUGUAUAGCAAUAUCGGCACUGCCAUUGCGUUCAAUUGACUACACGAUUCAUAUUUUGUACCGAACUGCUUUAUGACUAUAUAUGGUACCGUCUCGCAUGAAUGGAAUAUGCGUCGAGCACCAAAAGUACAUUUCUGUUUUUGUUGCAGACUUCAAUAUUUAUCUGCAUCCUCAAUAAUUUUUAUUAUUUUCGUCUCGUUUCUACUUUUCUUGUCUUUUUCAUCUCCUAAUUGCAUUUGGAAUUCCCCCAUACAGUAUAACAUCAACAAACAUGCGUGCGCAGUUCAGCUACGUACCACGUUAGGCAAUAAAACUGAUGCAUUUUCGUCAUAAACUGACUUCCCUUUUUGGGUAAUUCCCGACGUACCCGACAUUUGUGCUCAAAAUGUGCACUCAAAACAAUUAGCAUAUGCUAAUCCCUUUUUCUUUCGUCUACCUUCCAUACCAUUCGGAACUUUAAGCCGAAUUGAUGGUUCACAUUCCCAAUACCUUGUCAAGUGCAAACCCAUCCCUUUUUACCUACUUAUCUCAUUUCAUUGGUCAAUAUGCCUUCCCCACUAUUUUGCAGAAUAUUGAUAAGAAAAACAAUUAGUUAAGCUAGGGAAAAAAUGUGUCUCUAGAACGUAGUCUUCUGUAACUCACCAGCCAAGCAAGACAUAGCUCUGCUUGUGCCUCAUUUGAUCAAUUUAAGAAUAAAAUAAAAACACUUAGUAAAAAAAAAGUGUUUCGUUUCAUAGAAGU
This is a messenger RNA of Sitodiplosis mosellana (orange wheat blossom midge), 2812 nucleotides long. RefSeq names its product BTB/POZ domain-containing protein 6-like. The transcript is spliced from 2 exons. NCBI's taxonomy places the organism in Eukaryota, Metazoa, Arthropoda, Insecta, Diptera, Cecidomyiidae. The record is from RefSeq and is a predicted model, not a curated record. Bases 268 to 1581 code for a protein of 437 amino acids. Gene Ontology annotation, molecular function: protein binding.